CCCCCGGUUCCGGCCGGGCGACGCAGCGCCCCGACGGCCCGCGAGCGAACUACCGCACAGCGUUCCGCAAGCGAGACGAACACGCACAAUUGUCCCGUCACUCCGGAUAUUCGUGCGAAUCGAUUGGAAAAUCGAUGAAAAUUUACGGUUUUUCCGUCGUGGGAUGUGCACAAGGUAGACGGCGAACGGUGUGACUGGCGGUACGCGGUCCCUGACUGUCGAGUGCGGCGUGCUCCACGGAUUUUGUUUUUUGGCGCGGGCCACACGUAAACAUUGAGGACUUUUUGCGCGGCGACAGUGAAAGUUUUUGUGCCUUUUUCGACGGCCGGCUCUCGCACUUGGCGCCCGCUCGAUUUUCGCCCGACUGUUCGCAGCAAUUGUGCAAAGUGUCUCGACAGGAAAAUUACUUUUUCGGAUCCAGUAAUCACAAACCAGUGAGAACCGGCAUCAAAACGUCACCUCAACCGGGCGAAGAUCCAAACAACUACCCAACGGGUAGCAGUCUGUUCAAUCCCAUGAACAUGGCUGGUUACCUCAGGGCACCGACCCAUUCCGGGAUGCCUGGCCCAAUACCGGCCAUGGCCAUGCCCACAUUGGGUCACCACUUCAGCCUCACGCACGCCCUGGAACCCGUCGCCUUUCCACAAGUUUAUUCCUAUUUUGCAGGCGUGAACCCGAGGAAGCAGCGCAGGGAACGGACCACGUUCACCCGCGCCCAGCUGGACAUCCUCGAGAACCUCUUCGCCAAGACGCGGUACCCGGACAUCUUCAUGCGCGAGGAGGUCGCGCUGAAGAUCAGCCUCCCCGAGAGCAGGGUGCAAGUCUGGUUCAAGAACCGUCGUGCCAAGUGCCGCCAACAGGCCCAGCAGCAGCAAAACCAGAACAAACAGAGUCCCCGAGGGCAAAAGGUGAAGGCCAGCAAACCAUCCCCGGUGUCGCGUCCACCGCCGGUCUCCCAAAUACCCCCCUCGUCGACGACGAUCCCCACCCCCAGCACCUCCAGCUCGCCGCCGGUGAACGUGAAGAAGGAGUCCCCGAACGCCGUGGCCGGCCACACCUACAGAUCGAACGGCAACCUGACCCCGCUGGGCAGCAACAACUCCAGCGUGAUCACCACGCCAAGCCCCCCAAUCACCCCCAGCAGCGGGCACGGCUUCCCGUACCAGCACGAGGCCAGCUACAACGGCUUCAACUGGCACGGGAACGGGCACAACACCUCGCCCCACUACUCCUACCACCCGAACCACAACAACUACAACUCCGCGUACUACUCCCAGAUGGACUACUUCAACCAGAGCGCCCAAAACCAGAUCCAGAUACCCAACCACGUGCACACGAACGGGUCGUACCAGAUGGCGGGUUACUCGGGCAUGGGCAUGUCGGCGGCCUCCACCCACCAGAGCUUCAGCCCCAGACAUCCCACGCAUCCCUCCGACUGCAGUCUGGACUACAUGAAUCAAAUGGUCUAGUUCCAUGCGGUUGAAGGUAACCUGAAGUACAAUUGUGAUGUAUUCUUAAGAUAUUGUUUGUACAUAUCUGCAUGAAGUAAUAUCGACGAGGCAAUCUGGUUACAAAACAAAAUUAAAAAAAUAAAAUAAUAGUACAAAUUCAUGAACAAUUGCAACUAGUUCUGGUACUCAGUUGGGGGGUGGUACUGACACUUUACUUGCCUGGUGCAAUGUUGCAAUAAAAAAUGACAAAAGAAUGGCACACUUUUAAUUGUUUAUAAUUUAGUCUUCCACUAAAAUAUAAAAUUGAAAUUUAAUUUCUUUUCCGUCAUUAUUAUUAACAUUUAUUGAACAAUACAAUUGGGGUGGUCAAAAAAUCAGAUUGUUUUCCAAGUUUGUUUGUGCGUGCAAUUUAUUCACUUGUUUUUUAGUGUACAUAUACCUAUUUAUUAUUUAUCUCUUGUGCUGUACAUACAAAAAAUUUUAACUGACGACUAAAAAUACAGGUGAAGUAUAUUUUAUUUAAGAUAUUACUUCUUGCCACACUGUAUAUAUUUUAUAUUCGUUUCUUUUAUACAUAUAUAUAGAAUCCAGGUAAUUUUAAUUCUUUUAAUAUUUACCUGUAUGUAUAUAAACGAUAUUGCUAGAGCCUAAGUUGUUAGGCAUAAUUAAAUAAGAUAAGAAUAGUGUGAAUUUAUGUAAGGGCCAAUCAAAGCCGGACACACUUUUAUUAUAAAUAAAAACAUGUUAUUAGUUUUCGGCCUUGAUUACACAUGUAAAAUUUGAUUAAGACAUUUUAGAAAUUUUAUUUAAUUGUCAAUGUGUUUUGUGAUAAAAUUAAACGAUGUUAUAUAUAUUUAAAUAGUUUUUAUUCAGUACCCACACUAAUUUACAAUUUAGGUUGUGUUGUAGUCCAUCCAAAAAUAGCUUAUUUAUCCUCUUUUUCAAUAUUUACAAAGCCCUUACAUAAUUAUAAAUUUAGAACAAAAUGUUAUGGAAAUAUAUGAAAAGUGGUGUUGUAAUUAAAUUGAAAACGUUCAUUUCUCAGACAUCGGUUUACAAACAUCCAUUUUAAAAGUAUAGAAAAUUCCUCGCACUCAUUUUCAGAUAAUUUGCUUGAGCUGAACUGGGACUUAACCUCACUUUUAAGCGCCAUCUUGGCCGCCAUUUUCUAACCUUAAAUAAAUUGUGUUCAGCAAAUUACCUCAAAACAAUUUCAAGAGGAAUUUUCCAUAUUAUAAUUGUAAACUGGUGAAAGCAGCGUCCUCAGGAAUAGUUAACUUCAAAUUGUAUUCGGGACAAAUUACCGUAAUCAAGCUAAACGAAAUUUUGUCACUUUUGUAAAUUUUUUGAACCUGUGAUGCAUACAACUUUUCUGUAUUUGGGUUUGUGUUAAUUUUAUUCGAUGUAUAACAUAGUAUACAGACGGAGAAAGUGCGAAUCCCUCCGUUAGGUUAAAUAUUUUGUGAAUAUAGAUUUUUUACUGUAAGGAACUCGCACUUUGUACGGACAACUUACAAUUAAAUAAAAUUAAUAAAUAAGCAAUACAACAUUAUAUAA
Molecule: messenger RNA, 3008 nt
Organism: Aethina tumida (small hive beetle)
Lineage: Eukaryota; Metazoa; Arthropoda; Insecta; Coleoptera; Nitidulidae
Gene: Otd1
Product: homeobox protein OTX2
Exons: 4
Coding region: 516-1469 (317 amino acids)
Biological process (GO): regulation of transcription by RNA polymerase II
Cellular component (GO): nucleus
Molecular function (GO): RNA polymerase II cis-regulatory region sequence-specific DNA binding; DNA-binding transcription factor activity, RNA polymerase II-specific
Source: RefSeq, a predicted model, not a curated record